Molecule: messenger RNA, 1857 nt
Organism: Carcharodon carcharias (great white shark)
Lineage: Eukaryota; Metazoa; Chordata; Chondrichthyes; Lamniformes; Lamnidae
Product: CXADR-like membrane protein
Exons: 9
Coding region: 71-844 (257 amino acids)
Cellular component (GO): plasma membrane
Source: RefSeq, a predicted model, not a curated record
ACAAGCAGCAGCCGUUUCCCUUCUGCGCAGUUUCUCCCGGACUUUGCAGCAUAUCUGAAACCGCCUCAGAAUGCUCUUCGGUCUACUUUUCCUUACGGUGGCCUUGGCAAGAUGCUUAUCUCAAGAACAGAGACUCGCCAAGAAAGAUGCUGUUGGAGAGUUGCCAGCGCCGGUCAUAGUGAUUGACCGCGGCGAUGGAGUGCUGGCCGAAGGGAACUCGGCUCGGAUUGAAUGCAGGACCUCCAGCUACUACACAGGCAGCACGUUUUACCUGAAACGAGAGGGGGAGGAAAAGCACGUGGAAGCGAAGGCUGUCCCCGAUGGAGAAGACACAGUCACCUUCCUGCUCCUCAACCUCACAGCCCAGCAUCAGGGGACAUACCGGUGUUACUACAGCAACCAAAAGUCAGGCAGCUGGAGGAACUCCACCCUCAGCAACCCCGUUCAGUUGACCAUACACGAUGACUCUUUGGAAACAGAGCCUCCAUACUUACAAGGGAUAGAGAAUAAAUGGUUGUUCAUCGGAAUUGGAGCAGGUGGAGUUGUGGUGCUUCUCAUUUUAAUAGCAGCCGUGUGGUGCAUCUGCAGAAAGAAAGCCGAAUCCAGGAGGAAAAAGAACGAUGGGUCCAAUCUUUGGACUGCAUUUGACAGCAACAUCGACACCCCAUACGGAGAGAAUAAUCGCCGUUCCUUCAGAUUCUCACGAGGUCAAGACCCCCGAAUGAAAGAGGAGGAAGGAAGUGUCUACACUGCAAACCAUAGCACUGAAUUUCUGAACGACACGCAGUUCACGCCAAGAGGAUCGCAAAAGAAGCCUUAUUUUAUAACAUUCAUGGAACAAUGAGCUGGACGGUCAGGACUGACGCUGAUGGUAUCUGUGAAAGGCACGAAUCGAUGAACAGAUCUUAAGACAUUCUGUAUGUGAAUUCAGCCUCACAACUUGCCUCAUGAUGGUUCGAUUGACCAUCCUCCUCCGAUGUUUUCUAUCGUUGUGGUGAGCAGUGCAAUAAAUAGUGGCCGAUGGUAAACAUUUUUCGGGUGUUAAGGGAACAUUGCAACAGACAUCCAGCCUGAAGAUAAAUUUCCAUGGCUUAUGCCAUCAUGAUGGGAGAGGGAACAUCAAAAGCCAUGAAAUGACCUUGCUCAAAGCUCUGAUGAUGUCCUGAUUCCCAAAGCCUCUAUUAGUUGUUCAACGCUACCUGAAAAAAAAUGUAUUUUGAUUAGUCAUCCAGGUAAACGUGGGAAGCAAAGUAGUUUCAACCCAGAGGUGCAUAUGAGAAUACAGGAGGCAUAUAAUUAUGACACAGCCGAUGGUAAAGGCUAAGUUGUGCCAAUCCCAGAGGGAAACUUGAAGCAAUGGUUAUAACCCAUUUUUGUGAUUUGUAAUUUUGAGAUGCAGGUUAUGAAUUCAGGAGGAAUAAGACCACUGAGUCUGGUGGUUUUUAUAUAAAAUUAAUUUAACAUUUAUUAAUUUAACAACAAAUUAAACAUAUGCAUAUGGCUACAAAUUACUCCUAUAAUAACUUUUUAACAAAUCCCCAAAUUAAUCACCCCCAGGUGAUCAAGGCAACAGCAACCCAUAGACUUUAAAUAGACACCAGGCGAAGCACAUUUGACCUUAAGAAUUCUAAAUGAGGUUCCUUUGCAAGUUGGUUGGAGGCGUACAGGCGGGUUAUGUCUUAAAUGCCUCUGUCUUACACACAUUAGCUCCUUUCUUUAUAUAGCUAGCUUUCCCUUUGAAUAUAAAUGUUCCGUUGUAUCACUAGGCCUUUUAAACUUCCAACAAUAAAAACCCUUUUUAUAGUACCAAUGUUAUUAGUAAGCUAAUAAAAUAAACACAUCUUUUGGCUUCUUCUA